Molecule: messenger RNA, 5002 nt
Organism: Physcomitrium patens
Lineage: Eukaryota; Viridiplantae; Streptophyta; Bryopsida; Funariales; Funariaceae
Source: RefSeq, a predicted model, not a curated record
UCGUUUUGUAUAGUUUUGCUGUUCCCACCGAGUGCCCCUCAGGUUGGUGCCCAUCGCAACCUCCUCCUUUUCGCCCUUUCUUUCUGUCAAUUCUUCGCUCUCUCGCUCGCUUGGUCGCUCGGUUGCUCGCUUGUUGUGAGUCUGUGUUGGUGUGUUAGUGCACUUGUGGUUGCGAGGGGCCGUGGGAUUUGAGCCACCGAGAGGGCAAAGCUUAUGGCCUUCAGUGAGUUGUAGUCGAUUCCGCCGUGCUGUAACUUCCCGCCCAUGGAGGCUCUUCAAUCCGUGGCCACGGCGGGGGAGUCGCUAGGCUCUCCCCCGCUCCCGCCCGAUACCUCCGCGUGGCCCGAAUUGGUGGAGGAGCAGGUGUUUUUUGUGAAGAAAGUGUUGCCGACCUGGGGUAUGCAGGAGGUUGAAAUGGCGAAUGGGAUAGGGGAUGCGGAGGGGAUGGAGAUGGAGAUGGAUAUGAAGCAGGGCGAGGGGAUGGAGUCGGCAGUGGCGUGCGAGGCGGUGGAGUUCGAAGACCUGUUUGCGAAUCCGAUUGAGCAGGGUUCCAAUCUGGAAUUUAGGGUUUCUAGGGUUUCUGUAGGGGGGAGCGAGGUGAUGGACCUGGGCGGGGUGGUGUGUGAAGGUGGAGAGGGGGAGAUUGGGAUUGGGAAUGAGGUUUCUGAGGUGUAUGCGGUGGAAUGUGGAGAGAAUCUGGUGAAGGAAGAAUUGAGUGAGAUAGAGGUGAAGGUUGAACCGCCUGCGAUCGAUGUCAAGGAGGUGAAAAACGAGAUAGGAUCUUCCGAGGGUGCAAGCGAGGAGAUUAAGUUAGAGGAGGAAAUCGACUCUUCGGUGAUAAUGAACCGUCUGGAAUUGCAGACUAAGUUGGUGAACUCUCACGUUGAAGAACUGAAACGUAUUGCGAUACUUCAGUACCGUCUCACCGGGAUUAAUCCCUUGGCUCAAGAGCUGGCCUCUACAGUUCUUGGAACCGAAGAGGGUUGGAGAACUGGACUUGGACUCUCAUCAGAGACUUUAAGAUACUUGCAUGCCGUUUUUGCUGUCAAAGACACUCUUACGAAAAAAGAGGCCUGUGAUGUCGGUAUCGUUUCCGGUGCUACACUAUCUCAGGUUCGAGAGUUUUUUUCUACACAAAGGUCACGGGUGCGAGCUUUAGUUCAACAAUAUACUGAUGAGGCGGAAGCUCGCUCAGUGGAAAUUGGAGAGGAACGAUCAAAUCAUACUCCUGAUUUUCCUAUUGAAAAUGAUAUUGGUUUUACAAAUUUGACUGAUCUGGAUUCUGUAGAAUUAUUGUUGGUAACUAUGCGACAAGAAAAGCGCUUUUCACAACAAGAACAGCUUCUUCUGAUCAUUUUACGAACAGAACCAGGGCUUAUUCUUAGAAGAUUCUUGGAAAAAGGGGGACUUAAGGUUCUUUGUGCGUGGUUGAUCAAUGCUGCCGCCGGUGAACAGACCAGUGUGCUGCGACAAUUGCUAAAUGUUUUAUCUCAUCUACCCAUGAGCUGUGCUAUCCCACUCCAAGUGUCUGCAUUGUUACAGCCUGUCAACAAACUCCGUUUCUAUUUUGUACAAGAUGUUGCAAAUCAUGCUCGCAUCCUCAUGUCAAAAUGGAGCAAGCUCUUUAUGAAUAAGGUCGAGAAUGGGCUAGCGGACUCUGCAGGGCUGGGAUCCACCGAGAGAGAAAAAGCGGAUGCGCUGCGGAGAGUGAAGAAAAGAGUCAGAGAUGCUGGAGCGACUAUGAAAUCGGUUGAAGGAGGUGCUGGGAAGAACAAUGCAGCGGAGUUGGUGAAGAGUCAGUUGGAUCUGGCACAAGUUUCAGUAAAAGCACAUUCAUCAGGGGAAGGGAAGUUCUCAUCUGGACUGACUCAUGGUGCCGCAAGGUCAGCAGGCGGAAAGAUUUUGAAUUCAAAGCUUAAUAUGAAGCCAAAGAAUGUGGUUAAAGAAGUACUGAAUUACAAUACCUCAAUGAUGAAAGCAUUAUCAGGAAUGCAAAGCAAUAUUAAGAAAAGUGUGCCACGCAAGGAAACCCUGCAGCCCCAAAAUGCAAUGAAACCAUGCGUUUCGAACACCUCAGUUGCGGAUGAGAUUGCUGUAAAUCAAGCUCCUGGUGGCGAAGCACAGAUUCCUAUAUCUGGUUCUUCUUCCAGCUCCCAGUCCAACUCCUCGCAGGUCACGAAGGCCAGAGUAACAUCCAUGACUGAUGAAGACCCCAAGACCGCUGCCAAAGCGGCAAUUGUGACAAGCAAUGUAAGAGGCUUCAGUAACAUCCCAGUCUCUGAAACUGCGAACAUUGCAACACCAGUGUCGAGGAGACGUCCUCUAGCUGAUCAGCAAAAAGAGAGGCGAAAGGUUCUACCUGUAGAUGAUUCUGGAAAUGGAAAUCGUUGGAGGGAGUCUACUACAAGACGUCCUGUUAUAGAAGUAGGCAAAACUUCUCGCCCUCUUUCUGCCGAUGAGAUUCGUAAAGCCAAAUUGCGUGCCCGUAUAAUGCAACAACCAUCAUCUGGUUUUAGUGGGAACAAGCAGCUAAACGCUCCAGAUCAAAUUGGCAGUCGAGGCAAACCCAAACCUGUCGGUGAUGGCUGGUCGCUAGACAGAUACGCCAGUAUGCAAGUUAUGGAUGGAAGUGGUAAAUCUUCACAGAUUUGUAGUGGAGUGUCGCUGGUGCGACCAACGUCAUUUAAUGCUGACACUGCCUCUGCUCCCAGACUUAUUCUGGAUGAUAAGACCUUCGAUGAGCUUUUGACUGAACAAGCUCGUGAAAAUGAUGCUCGUAAGCUUGAACAUACCAGCUGUACACAGAAAAAACGAAACCAUGUGGACAGUCUUGAGGAAGGAAUUGAAGUUACUGGUAAUUAUCAGGAGAUCAAUCUUCCAGAGGGCGGCUCUGACCCGUGUGUGUGCACAUAUUCUGAGAUGGCUAACAAGGUUGACUCAGGAGAUCAACCUACGUCUAUUACCGUGGAUAGAGAACCUCGGUCUCCUUCAAUCGUUGAUGCUCUACGUGGAGAUUCAGUGGACCUAGUAUCUGAUGUAGUCGAAGAUUUUGAUGUCAGAAGUGAUUCGGUCAAGACAUCACCAGAGGAUCUCACUACAGAUGUUGCAGCAGAGGGUUUGUUGGAGGCUACUCCAAUGGAAACUAAUCUUCGUCCAGCUUCAGCUUCUGAAGUUGUGAAUGCCAAAAGCGUUGAACCACGUGUCCUUCCUUGGGUUGUCCCACCAGUUUUGAACUUGAAUCCCACAUGGGGCGUUGUGGCUGGAGAUACUAGUAAAGAGCAAGGGGUCCAGGCUGCGCGUGUGAAACGAGAAGAAGAAGUGGUCUAUUCCGAUUUGCUUUUUGUACCUGACAAUCCUAGAGAUCUUUGGGAUGAAGAACCAGUUUAUGACGACACUUUGACACCAGAAAUACCAGUCGAGGUUUCGGAGAUCUCCUCGAGUAAACCAAGUUCUCCGAAUAAUGCUGUUGCUGUUAAAGAUGCAGGCUCUAAUCCCUUGACAGAUGGCACUGCAUCUGCUGGUGAAAUUUCUGGUGGUCCGUCCAUAGCAAAUACAAAUACGUUCGCUGCAGCACAGCAGCUCGGGGAUGCAGCUUCCGGUCAUGAUCCCAAUUUACUUGCGCUGCUUCUAAGCAACCCAGCCCUGGUUUCACAGCUAGCCUUACAGCAGAAAGAAGGGGGCAGUUUGGCUGGUCUCAGUGCCUUACUGGGGCUGGGAAAAAUGGAAGACCUAGCUCGCUCGGCAGAUCCUACUCAUGCGGGUGGAGUUUUGAGUCACCCAACGAAUAUCAGCAAUUUAUUAGGUGUGCCUCAGCUUCAAGACCAGGUUCCUGCAAUGACCGAUUUUAAAGGUUGCCAGCCGCUGUCAACGUCUGGUGUUGUUUCUUUUCCCGAGACCAACUCAGAGCCUGUGAGAACCGCAGAGGAUAAGCUUGGAGCAGUGGUUACAGUCCCCAAUUGGGAAGUGCCUUCCUGGGCCCAGCCCUCUCCACCUCCUGCGCCUAUGAUUGGAUUGAUUCCACAUUCUCAAGGAAGCAGCAACGUGCCUCUGCCUCAUAUCGGUAGUGUGCCGCAGGAUUUCUCAUCUCUGGGACCUCCGUCAGCAUCGACAGCUUAUAAUGGUAGCUUUCAAAAGUUGCCAAAUGUUCCUUAUACAUGGGCCCCGUCAAACACUCAAGUUAUGCACACUACUGCUAAUCAGUUUGAUUCUUCUGUAGGGAGAGGGAGAGUGCCAGUUCUGAGUCAUAUUGUGAAUGGAGCCUCUGGGAUGCCUAAUGUUGUUAAUGACGCAACCGUGUCAUCCGGUGUGCAACCUCCUGUCUUCGGCCAGGUUGCACAAUUUAACUCCGUGGGCUGGCCUCCUCAUGGAAGCCGUCCUUCCACCGUUGUCCAUCGUAAUGUGUCAUCCCAUCCCGUAAACUCAUCCAUUCGAGGAAAUGUAAGUAGCUGGACUCCUCAUUCAAGUACCACUCACGGCUACCCUGAUGUACACCGGCGACUACCGGAGCCUCCUCCUCUGUGGGGCAGGAAUCCAAUGCCUGCCACUCAAUCCGUCCCCGCUCCUCCUCCACCUUAUUCCUCUCACCCCAGUAGUAAUCAGUACUGGCAACAGCAAGACCCAUCCUUUAGACCCCCUCCUUCCUCGCACCCUGCUCACUACACUAGACCGCACCAUCCGCCUGCUUGGCACCAAAAUGGUUCCAAUUAUGGUCCCAACCGGUGAAAGAUCUAUUAUUUUUGGUAGUGUGCCCACUCUUCCUGUAUCUUUGUGAAGCCUCCCAUCACGUUUUGUAGAGCACGUAGACCUUUUUUCCCACCUAUUAGCAAAUUCUCUCUCUCUCUCUCCCACUCUCUCGUGAGUGCUAAUGAGGCUCUGAUUGAAGGCAAGGAUAGUGUUUUCUUCUUUUUUACCAUUUUAAGGACCAGAGUAUUCUCGCCCCCUUUUGUACAUUGAGCACAUUUAGAUUUUAACUAAGACCCGGACGGACCAAAUUGCCCAAUUC